Messenger RNA from Daldinia decipiens, 1552 nucleotides. RefSeq lists its product as uncharacterized. Lineage: Eukaryota; Fungi; Ascomycota; Sordariomycetes; Xylariales; Hypoxylaceae. The transcript is spliced from 2 exons. The record is from RefSeq and is a predicted model, not a curated record. Bases 195 to 1190 code for a protein of 331 amino acids.
UUUCUUGGCUAUGGACUCAGCCUACGACAGCUCUGAUACGAGAUCGUCCGUUGUAGGUAGUGCUGAAUAUUCUGUUUAAGAAAUCCUAGGUCGACGUCGAAAAGUCUGCGAUCGACGCAUUAUAUUAGGAUGCGCUUACCGAUUCUAAUGUGAGACCCAACGUGAGCCUCGGGAACAAUCCCUAGGAGGUAGACAUGUCAGCUCAGCUUACAGAAUUCGAUCGUCGUGGUGACGUCAAACUCCGAAUCGGACAUGAUCACGAUUCGAAGGCCGUCGUCUUCACCGUCUGUUCCAGGUCUCUUGCGCGCGCGUCACCAGUCUUUGACCGCAUGCUGUACGGGAGUUUCUCAGAAGGGUGGUCCAAUCAAGCCAAGGAUGCUGAGGAUUGGAUCGUGAACCUCCCCGAAGACAAGCCUGCCGCGAUGGCAGUGCUUCUUUCCGUCACGCACGCACACUUCGAGCAGAUACCAAAGACGCCUUCCGUCGAUGAGCUGUAUGAUUUGACCGUGUUGUCGCACUUUUACGAUGUCACACGCACCCUAGGCCCCUGGUCAAAUAAGUGGAUGGCGACGGUAGAGAAGUUGGAGAGAGAAUCACGCGAGCUGAUGCCUAAGGUAUUAUGGAUAUCGUGGGAGAUGGGCUGGAAAAAUAAUUUCUCGGCUUUGUCCAGGAGGAUGGUGCUAGAGUGUGAGGCGGCGAUAUUUUCUACCAGCACGGAUCAAAUUCAAUAUCCGCCCGAUAUCAUCGAACGCAUCUCGAAGAUUCGUGUCCAGACGAUUCGAGCUCUGCUGGAUAUAUUUGGGGAGAUGAUCGAAAAUCUUGCUGUGGUCGACGAGAAACCAAGGUGGUGCCGCCACGCCGUUUGGAUGGGUCCGCAUAAGUGCGAGUCGAUGAUUCUCGGUUCCAUAAUCUUCUGCUUGAUAAGAGCGGGUCUUUGGCCGCUGCCCGACGCGGAUGAAGUAGAAGAAAGUGUGAUAGCCAUUUACUCUAAGAUGACCAACAUCAUCAUCCACGAUAUUGGCGCAGCCGAUAAUUCGCAGGUCGAUCAUAACGAGUGCAAUCCAGGACCGUUUCUAUUCGACCGAGUCCAGGCGGUAAUGGGCGAGAUACCAAAUCCUGUAACUACUCUCCAUUCAGAGUAUAUGGAGAAGCAGGUGCGAAAGUUUGAAUUGACAAAUUGUCGAGGCUGAGAUUACGGUGCGCUGUUAUUAACACGACCCGAUUUCGUUCGUGGUUGAUAUGUUAAUAAAUCUUUGAGUAAUCUUGCAACAUCGACUAGGACGACGAAAGCUUUGAGGUAUCUAAAUAGGUAUUAAGUAAGUCUAGACUGUCCGAUUGAAAGGGGCAGGAUAGCUUAUGCACUAUGUUAUAUGAAUCAGAGGUUCUAUCGUUACUUGAAUAUACCUACCUAACCUAGGUACUUAACAUGUGAGAAGUUAUAGCUUACUACAGCCAACCUCGAGACUAUUUCAGAUACAGUUGCUCAGUUGCUAUAAGCAUUGCCGUCUUCUGAAAGUUAGUCAAGCUCAAAGUUAUUAGCCUAGGUUAAUCU